Messenger RNA from Arabis nemorensis, 1014 nucleotides. The record is from the annotation of a GenBank genome assembly. NCBI's taxonomy places the organism in Eukaryota, Viridiplantae, Streptophyta, Magnoliopsida, Brassicales, Brassicaceae.
AUGACGAGUCAAUUGGGCCGCUCGACCCAAGAACCAGCGGAUAGAGCUAGUGGAUCGCAAUCCGCUACUCAGAGCGAUACUCCUUUUCCACCGAUGGAGAUGAGUAUCGAGGAUUUCGUGUCGCASCYGGGACGASACCGACUAACAGUUCUGRACCCUGAGCKACGAGUUUGGAUAUUCGCACAAUGGCAUUUCAAAGUGUUAUCUGCGAAUGAUGUAAGGACUCUUGAAAGAACCCUAUCCACAAUUCAAUCUCAUACCAAAAACAGAGAAAGAUAUUUGCAAGAAUUUACCUGGGAUAGAAAUAUAACGCAUGAGUAUGCAAAUGAACGAGUGAAGCAAAGGUGGCAAGAGGGGAAAAAACCAAGAAAUGUGAACGAAGAUGUGUUAAAAGGGUUGCAGCUUCAUUGGGCAAAACCAGAAACAAGUGCAAUAUCAACGACAAAUUCUAAGAAUCGGUUAAGCGAUAGAGGUGGAAAAGGAAUUGCUAAACACAAUUCUGGAUCAGUGAGCUUCAAGACUCGUGAACAAAAAUAUUACGAAGAAAAUGGUGUGUAUCCUUCAAAUUUAUAUAUGAUGGAGCAUAUGCACACUAACAAAAAAACAAAACAAAUAGACGAUCCCAUUGCAAGAGAAAUUGUUGAGUCUUCGAGGAGGAGGAUUGUGGAGUUUGCAGAAAGCCAAAGUUCAACUCCAGAAGACGUAUCUAUAGAGGUUAUCAACAAUAUCAUUAGAGAGGAAGCACCCACAAGAAAGGGUCGCAUCUAUGGAUUAGGAAAGCUAACGGGAAGUCAGCGAUCAUCUUCUUCAUCUGCCCGAUCUUGUGGCAUCGACCACGCCACCCUCGAGGAAUCUCUGAAAGAAAGAGAUGAACGGAUUGCAGCUUUGGAGAAGCAAAUGGAAUACGAUCGAGAGGCGACCAGACGCAGUUUUGAAACUUUCAGACAGGAGAUGCUUGGUUUACGGAUGAACCUACCUCCACACCCGUACUCGCCUCCAAACUCAAGCCCGUAG